AUGACACCGCGCACGGAGCUGCAGCAGAUGCUGCCGCCGGAGGAACGUCCAGUGUUGGCGGCCGGCAGCGCGGUCGGCGGCGGGGGCGCGGGCGCGGACGAAGGCGCGGCGGGCGGACCGCUGGCGGAGGCGGAGCGCGCCAUCACGCGCCAUUUCGCCAUGGCGCACGGCCUUCUGCAGCUGCAGGAGGCGGCGCUGCUGGAGCGCCUGGCGGCAGCCGGGUCGGCGGCGGAGCAGACCGCGCGCGCCGCGUUGCGCGACCUGAGCGCCGCCGCCGAGCGCACGCGCGCGCUGCUCGUGGAGGCCAGCCGCGUGGCCGGAGCGGGCCAGCUCAAGUGGGGCGACCUGCGCGAGCUCACGCGCCAGCUGCUCGACACUCGCCACGAGCGCUGCCGCGUCGUGCUCACCCCGUCCGACGUUCCACGCUGCAAUUUUACUGUGGACCAUGAGUUUACAUCCUUCCUGGCUCGUCAUUGUCGCUUGGAUUUGGUGGCUGCAUCUGUACCUGAGUUAGAACCAAUGGGUGAUUCACCACCAACUGCCUCUAUUCCAAUUGUUCCAACUUUAAGUGAACUGCAAAGUACACUAGAAGUGGAUGCCGGUGCUGCAGGUGACACUGCAACGCCUGAUGAAAAGAUACUAGAGUCAACAGAACAUCCAACGGCAGGGUGUGCAGAAUCUGUUGCAAAACCUCCGGUGGUUCAUCCCUUUGAUGCUGCUGGUAACGAUACAUUGCCUACCCCUUCUUUAGAAGAUUCUUCCAGUCCUGAAAGUGCCUCUGUGAUGGGAGUGACUGUCCGCUCUGUUGCUGCAGCAGCGACUGCUGCAUUGUCAAAUUACAAAGGGGAACCUCCUGACCUCACGCCAAAGGUACCGGUGAACUCGGCUGCAACUACUUCACCAAUGUCCAACUCUUCUACUAGUUCGCGUCCAGCUAAUGUUCCUCACCGAAGAGCUCCUCGCGGGCGUCCUGGAAAGCAAGGCAGAGGCUCAGCUGUCCAUUCCUCCAACAACUACCGCCAAACCAGUGGCAGUCGCCAUGUGAAUGCACGAGCCGCUGCCACAAGCGGAGCUGCCAUGGACGGGGUUAGGACUCCUGCCUCUCUGCCUGAUGUUUCGGCUGCAGCUCCUGCCCAACCUCUGGAGGCAGAUGGGCCACCUGUCAUAUCUGUGCCAUGCAGUAUAAGCAAAGAAAAUCCUCCGCCGAAACCGUUCGUAGCUGUUGGGAGACCAGAAGUUGUACAUGUAGUUCAUGUGAAAAGUCCAUCAUCUUUUUAUGUACAUCGGGACCAAGAUAGAUCAAUUCUUGAGGACCUCCAAAAAUUUCUUGAUGCUUGUCCUGAACGUGAUUUUUCGCCACCGAAUUUGGUACAAAUUGGU
Molecule: messenger RNA, 1380 nt
Organism: Gryllus bimaculatus (two-spotted cricket)
Lineage: Eukaryota; Metazoa; Arthropoda; Insecta; Orthoptera; Gryllidae
Source: the annotation of a GenBank genome assembly